This is a messenger RNA of Cetraspora pellucida, 209 nucleotides long. The record is from the annotation of a GenBank genome assembly. Lineage: Eukaryota; Fungi; Glomeromycota; Glomeromycetes; Diversisporales; Gigasporaceae.
AUGAAAUUGAGCAGAAUUUAGGUGAUGUUAAUAAUCAAAAUUCAGAAAAGGAGGACAGUAAAAAAAGUAAUACUAAAGAAGAAGAUGCUGAUAUGAUAGAGAAUGACUAUGAAGAGAAAGUUGAUGAAAUGUAUAAAGGAAAGAUGGACUAUGAAGCUAAAGAGAAAGUCAAUAAAAUGUAUAGAGAAGAUAUUGAAGAGGCAGACUGA